GUAGACGGCGAACAGAUAUUUUCAUUGUCCGUCGGAUUUCUUUUAAUAAUUCUUCAAAAAAGUUAAAUUUCUAAAAUUUUAAAUCUUCCAAAAAAGUAGGAAUUCUGUGCAAAAGAGUGGUUGUUAGUACAAUAUUGCAGUGCAACAAGUAUUGUCUUCCGUUUGCUUAACUCGGUAAGGCAGUGCUUUGUAAUAAUACGCUGGAACUGCUGAGUUUGCAGAACAAGUUCUCUGCCGCAUAACGAGAUUUUGGUUUUAUUSUAAAGCCUGAUUUACUGAAACUAAAAAAAUCUAAAAAAAAAGUUACUUGGCUACUCCCACUCCGUUAGCCUUAUCGGCGAACCAACUUCGAAUGAGGAAUUUUAAUAAAAAUAAAGCAAUACAUACGCGAAAUAACAACUGAAGUAUAUUAGUGCCAGAAACCGUCAUUGAAAACAGUCGCGCGAAUUUUAAACAAAAAAAGUAUUAUAUUUAUUAAAAACCAGCAUAUAGCGUUUGAAAUAUUAAUAAAAAGUAGUAAAUAAACGUUAAAUUUAGUUGUACCAAACUACAAGUACAUAAAGAAGCAAAGGAAGAAAGRGUAAAUUAAGUGUGCACCAGAAUACACUACAACCCUAUAGUGGGAAGAAACAAAAACAAUGAUCCACAAGUGAAGACAAUCACCCAAAAGCGAUAAAAAAAUGUUUGCAGUARUGAAAAGUCACGACCGCUCAACCAAUUAGGAACAAGAAAAACGCUAUAUAAUAACAAAGAAAAUAAUUUUUUUUUGUGAAGUUUUGACAUCAAAAACGGUUUAAAGAGACACAACAAAUUGUCGGAAGUGUCAAAAAUCGCGUAACUCAAAGGCAAAAUGCCCGCAAAGGCUAAAGUCCGUGGUGAAUAAGUAAAUACACAUUUUAUUGUCGUUGGAUGAAGACAGCAAAAAAUUGUCGCCAGCUAUAUGAAAAAUAGACAAAYGGCGGACAAUGACCUACUUAGAAAGUAGCUGCUGAUUUGUACACUAAAAGUUCUUUUUAUGUUUACUCUGUUUAGUUAUUUGGAGCUUAAGUCUUGCAUCUUAGAAUUCUCGUAACCACGGUUAUAACGGCUACUCACCAACGUCAUCUGCAGCGUGCCACAGAGUUUGUGGCGGAAGUGCGUUUCGUACGUACAAUUCGUUUUAAUGUCGGUACUGCCCCCAACACAAGCCACACCACCCGAAGCAUUGUCAAAAAUAAUAUUUAUAACGAUAAUGCCAAACGCCGCCAGCGAGCGGCAAUCCAAUGCAAAAGCGUGCAACUGAUGCUACUAUGCGGUGGAGCACAGUGUGUGCGACAAACACGAUAAACAAAAGCAACAUUAAUAACAAAGAUAGCAACACAACAAAGACAAUAAUUAAAAUAUUUCCUUUUAUUUGUGUGUAUUCGAAAGCAAAUCGCCGCGAAUUAAAUACAACAGAAAAACAAUCACAUCAAACGCGACACUAUGGAUGAGGAACGGAAGAGACGCGCCCAGGCAUUGGAGCGUGAGAUGCGUGAUCCACACAGUAUUUGCAACAUCGACUGCCUACUGGAUACAGUGAAUGCGUUGGUUAACGAUUGUGAUCAUGAAUCAUUGAAGCGUCUAAAGAAUAUCGAGCAAUAUGCCACCAAAUAUAAGCCGUUGUCAAAGCAGAUUUGUCAGCUGCGUAUGAAUGUCGAAGACUUUGAUUUUAUCAAAUUGAUCGGCGCCGGCGCCUUUGGCGAAGUGCAACUGGUGCGACAUAAAUCCUCGCGGCAAGUGUACGCCAUGAAGCGAUUAUCCAAAUUCGAAAUGAUGAAGCGUCCCGACUCCGCCUUCUUCUGGGAGGAGCGUCACAUUAUGGCACACGCCAACUCAGACUGGAUCGUGCAGCUACAUUUCGCCUUUCAGGAUGCCAAAUAUUUGUACAUGGUCAUGGAUUAUAUGCCGGGCGGCGAUAUUGUCUCGCUGAUGUCCAUGUAUGAGAUACCGGAGAAGUGGGCCAUUUUCUAUACAAUGGAGGUUGUGCUUGCGCUGGAUACCAUACAUAACAUGGGUUUUGUGCAUCGUGACGUGAAGCCCGAUAAUAUGCUGCUCGAUCAUCAUGGCCACUUGAAGUUGGCCGAUUUCGGCACAUGUAUGCGCAUGGGUCCCAAUGGCUUGGUGGUGUCGAGCAAUGCCGUCGGCACUCCGGAUUACAUCAGUCCUGAGGUGUUGCAAUCGCAGGGUGUGGAUAAUGAGUAUGGACGCGAAUGUGAUUGGUGGUCGGUUGGUAUUUUCCUGUACGAAAUGCUUGUUGGCGAUACACCAUUCUACGCGGAUUCGCUUGUGGGCACAUACGGUAAAAUAAUGGAUCACAAGAAUUCGUUGAGCUUUCCCGCUGAGGUGGAGAUUAGUGAGAGCGCCAAAUCGUUGAUGCGUGCGUUUCUCACCGAUCGCACACAGCGUUUAGGUCGACAUGGUAUCGAUGAAAUCAAGGCGCAUCCGUUCUUCGAAAACGACACUUGGACGUUUGACAACAUACGCGAUAGCGUGCCACCAGUAGUGCCCGAGCUGUCCUCAGAUGAUGAUACGCGCAACUUCGAGGAUAUCGAACGCGAUGAGUCGCCAGAGGAGGUGUUUCCCACACCAAAAUCGUUCGAUGGCAAUCACCUACCUUUCAUUGGUUUCACAUAUACCGGCGAUUAUCAGCUACUUUCGAAUGAUACUGUCGACGCUGAGGCAAAGGAGUCGGCGAAUACGAUCGCCAACCACAGUCACCGGCAUCGUCCUUCCAAUUCAAAUGAAAUCAAACGUCUCGAGGCAUUGCUCGAACGCGAGCGCAAUCAUUCCGAAACGCUGGAGAAGCAAGACAAAGCGCUGCGUCAACAAAUCGAACUGAUUAGUAAGCGUGAAGCUGAAUUGCAGCGUAUCGCCUCAGAGUAUGAAAAAGACCUGGCGCUGCGGCAGCAUAACUACAAAGUGGCCUUGCAGAAAGUCGAGCAGGAGAUAGAUCAACGUAAAAAGACUGAGGCACUGCUCGCCGAGGCGCAGCGCAAUCUCGACAACGAGCAGAAAAUACGCACACGCGAGAUGAACAAUAAUCUGCAUCACAAUGAGAAGAUCGUCACGCUGGAGAAACAGCUAAAGGAAAUGGAGGAGAAUUUCAAAAACGAGAAUGAGCAUGUGCAAAAGCUCAAGAAACAGGUGGCCGAAUUGGGUUUAACACAACAAGAGUUGGAGGGCAAACUGGCGCAAUUGCAGGCGUUGAUUGCCACCUUACAAUCUCAAAAGGACGCGCUGCAACAAGAAGUAGCCGAAACGCAAGCGCAGCUGGCACAAGAGAAAAAUGGGCGCUCACAGCUGAAAGAACAGGUCAAGGAGUCUGAGAAUAAGCUGCAAACCAUGGCGAAUGACUUGGAACGCGUGUCGCAGCGCGAGCAGCAAGCGCACGAGGACAAUCGCGUGUUAACCGAAAAGAUCUCUGAUCUGGAGAAGGCGAAUGCUAGUCUGGACUUUGAGCUCAAGGCGUUGCAGAGUCGUUAUCAGCAGGAAGUGAAGGCGCACCAAGAGACCGAGAAGUCGCGCAUGCUUAGUCGCGAAGAGGCGAAUCUGCAAGAGGUAAAAGCGCUACAGACCAAGCUGAACGAAGAGAAAUCAGCGCGCAUUAAGGCCGACCAAAACUCACAAGAGAAGGAACGCCAGUUAAGCAUGCUGUCCGUGGACUAUCGUCAAAUACAGCAACGCUUGCAAAAGUUAGAGGGGGAAUGUCGCCAAGAAACGGAGAAAGUAAUGGCGCUGCAGUCGCAGAUAGAACAGGAGCACUGCAAAAAGAACACACUGCUAUCCGAGCUGAGUUUGCAGAGCUCCGAAGUGGCGCACUUGAAAUCCCGCGAAAACCAACUGCAGAAGGAGGUCACCUCCUUACGGGAGGCGAAGCGUAAAUUCGAAGAAGAAAUUUCGCAAAUCAAAAACACGUUGAACAAAGAAAUUCUCUUGAAGCGCGAAUAUCAGGAUCAACUGGAAGCCGAACAGUAUUUCUCACGCCUAUACAAAACGCAAGCGAAUGAACAUCGCGAAGAGAUAUCGGAGCGCUGCCGUGAAAUACAGGAUCUGAAAGAGGAACGCACGUCACUUAAACAUCAAGUACAAGUGGCUGUGGCACGUGCAGACUCUGAAGCGUUGGCGCGCUCCAUAGCUGAGGAGACCGUGGCCGAUCUGGAGAAAGAAAAGACAAUCAAGGAGUUCGAAUUGAAGGACUUCAUGACCAAAUAUCGCAAUGAAUUGGCAGCGAAGGAGGCGGCUAUUACAACGGCUAAGGAAACCGAAACUGAGUAUGUCAAGAAAUUGAACCAGAAGAAUGCGGAAACCGACGAACUCUUGCAACAGCAAAAGAAACUGCAAGACGAAAUGUCGCAACUACGCGCCACCAAGGACGAAGAGCUGGCCAAGCUAAAGGAGAAACUGCAAACCGAAAUGCUGCUGAAACAGGUGGCUGUCAACAAACUGACCGAGGUGAUGAAUCGGCGCGACACGGACUUGCAAAAGCAAAAAGGCAAAGCGCGCUCGUCCGCCGAGUUGCGUAAGAAGGAGAAGGAAAUGCGUCGGCUGCAACAAGAGCUCUCGCAAGAGCGCGAAAAAUACAACCAGUUGUCGCAAAAACUGCAAGACGUGCAGAGCCAGAUCAUCGAAGACAGUCAUAUCAAGCAAAAGCUACAAAUGGAAAUCGACUGCAAAGCCACGGAAAUCGAGCAGUUGCAGUCGAAGCUCAAUGAAACCGCCUCCUUGUCGUCAGCCGACAAUGAUCCCGAGGACACUCAAGUGCUUGACUCGGUGUUCGAGGGCUGGUUAAGUGUGCCAAAUAAACAGAAUAUACGCCGUCACGGUUGGAAGCGGCAAUAUGUGAUUGUGUCAUCGCGCAAAAUUAUCUUUUACAAUACCGAAAUCGACAAACAGAAUACAAUCGAUCCUGUGCUUAUAUUAGACUUAAGCAAAGUAUUCCACGUGCGUUCUGUGACGCAGGGUGAUGUGAUACGCGCCGAUGCCAAAGAGAUACCACGCAUUUUCCAGCUACUCUAUGCCGGCGAGGGCGAAGCGCGGCGUCCAGACGAACAAAAUCAGCUGGAUAUCAGUCAGCUGUUGGCGGACGAACGGCCCAGCACCAUUAUGUAUAAAGGUCACGAAUUCGUGCACAUAACGUAUCAUAUGCCAACGGCCUGCGAGGUCUGUACAAAACCACUGUGGCACAUGUUCAAGCCACCAGCGGCGUAUGAAUGUAAACGUUGCCGCAAUAAAAUCCACAAGGAGCACGUAGACAAUAACGAUCUGCUGGUGCCGUGCAAGCUGCAUCACGAUCCGCAUACUGCCAAAGAAAUGCUGCUGCUGGCCGGCACGCCCGACGAGCAGCAUCUGUGGGUGACACGCCUCUCCAAGCGCAUACAGAAGUUCGGCUACAAAGCCAACUCGUCAUCGAACAAUAACAGCGGCGGCGGCGAUGGCAGCAAAAUAUCGCCAAGCCAAUCGACGCGCUCCGCUUACAAGCCAUACGCAGUUAACGUACAAAGAUCAGCCACGCUGCCAGCCAAUUCUUCAUUGAAGCAGUGAUCCGCUAAAGCAAUCAAAUAUUUUAUAGAAGACAAAUAUGUAGACAUAUAUAUAUAUAGUAUAUAGUAGUAGUAUUAGUCGAGCGAAUGACGUUGAGUGAAAUGCUGCAUGUGCGUAGGCUGUGUGUACGUGGAAAAAACAACAAAAAAACAUUAAACAAAAACAAUAUAUGCGCGUAACUCGUGGCAUAUUUGAUGCAUAUUUAAACUUAUAUAUACGAAUUUAUAUACUUGUAUAUUAGUUUUUCACUAGUUUAAAUCCAUACGCACACGCAGUCCUAAGCGCGCAUUUGACGUUACAUACAUACUUUCACUUAGCAUAUGCUCUUAUGUAUUUCAUAUUCGAUGGAAAUGCAUACUGUACAUACAUACAUACAAAUAUAUAGUACAUAUGACUGUAGAAUGAAGAAGAAGCAGCAGAAACUAAUUUACUUUGCUGGUAAAUGUAAUAACUUUCCAUAUCAUAAUUAUUAUGUUUGUUAAAGCUAAAAUGUUGAGUUGACACAGAAUAAUGUUUAUAUAACUGUCAUAUCACCUUAGCGCCGCCAAUUUACAUACAUACGCAUUACUUCCUGUAUGCUAACGCCGUAUGCAAUGCAAAAGCAAAAGCUAAUUAGAGUUUAUACAUACACACACAUACAUAUACAUAUUAACUUAGCGCGUCGUUAUGUAAGUCAAUUUUUUAUACAGUUAUUAUUAUUAUUAUUAUUUAAUAUUACAUAAGUAGUGAAAUAAGUAAUUUGCUUUUGUAGCGUUAUAAAAACAAAAAAAAAAAUAUUUACAGUUCACUUUUUAAGCGUGUGAAAAAGUAUGAAAAGUUAAAUAAAAAAUCAAUAAAUAAAAAAUGUGAAAAUUGAAAAAAAUAUUUAUAUAAAUCAGAUGUUCUAUUAAAUAACACCAAGAGAUCAUUGCCAAAUUUUUUGAAACUGAAAUGUAACUAGUGUUUAGUUUUAAGACAUGGCCACCACAUUCGAUGCAAAAACGUGAGAAACUCUUUUGAGCGCCAAAUUUGUAAAAUGUAUAUAAAAUUUACAUAAUUAUAUACCUGUUGUUUUAUAAAAUUUAAAAUUUAAAA
Molecule: messenger RNA, 6636 nt
Organism: Bactrocera latifrons
Lineage: Eukaryota; Metazoa; Arthropoda; Insecta; Diptera; Tephritidae
Product: rho-associated protein kinase 2
Exons: 14
Coding region: 1465-5562 (1365 amino acids)
Biological process (GO): Rho protein signal transduction; embryonic morphogenesis; mitotic cytokinesis
Cellular component (GO): cytoskeleton; cytoplasm
Molecular function (GO): Rho-dependent protein serine/threonine kinase activity; small GTPase binding; ATP binding
Source: RefSeq, a predicted model, not a curated record